Syngnathus acus (greater pipefish) is the source of this 2359-nucleotide messenger RNA. RefSeq names its product sodium channel and clathrin linker 1-like. The transcript has 8 exons. Lineage: Eukaryota; Metazoa; Chordata; Actinopteri; Syngnathiformes; Syngnathidae. Gene Ontology annotation, cellular component: centriole. The record is from RefSeq and is a predicted model, not a curated record. Bases 22 to 846 code for a protein of 274 amino acids. Gene Ontology annotation, biological process: cilium assembly; clustering of voltage-gated sodium channels.
GUUAAAGAGGGGCAGAAGACAAUGGAUCUGGAGAGUAAAGAUAAGGCUAUCCAACAGUUAAUCCAGGAAGCUGCUGUCCGCACCAGGAAGGAGGUAGAUAAUGUGCGAGAGCAGUGCAACGUUGAACUCCUGCACAUGAUAGAAGAGUUGUCCCAUUUGCAAACGGAGUGUGCAAUCAAAGACAUUCAAAUCGAGAGGUGCAAGCAAGACAAAAAAGCCGUUGAGAAGGAACUGGAGAAGAUGACAAAAUACCGGACAGAGCAAGACCUUGAAAAGAUCAAUGCUCUUGAGCUGAGAUGCCUAAAUGCAGAGAGGAUAAGAGACGACAUGAGCGCCACUCUGCAAAAUGCUCAAAGCAAAGUAAAAAAGUUUGAAAUUGACAACAAUGAAGAGCUGCUGUGCAGUCAGGAGGAAAUACAUCGUCUGCAGAGCAGUUUGGCCGCAGCUCGGAAGGAGUUUGACCGUAUCAGUGAGGAGCGACUCCAGCUGCAACAGGAGAACAUGCAACUCCGCAGGGAGAUUGAUGAACAUCAGAGAAGAACCUUGCUGAAUCAAAACAAGACCAAAAAUCUGAUAAUGCAGAUGGAGCAAGAGUGCAAGUUGAAGGAGCAGACAUUCAACGCACAAAUACUGAUGCUGGAGGAGAGAAGCCGUAAUUUACAGGCUGAGAAGAUGCAUCUCCUCGCAGCACAGCAGAGAAGUAUUCAACGCUCAAAAGAUGAGGCAACAAACAUUACAAAGGCCUUUGAAGCCAGAAUUCAACAUCUCACGACACAGAUGAAUGAACACAAACUGCGAUUACGUGAGCUAGAAGUACAGCUCAGAAAUAACCAAGACACUCAAUGAGCAGGCACGUCAUUUCCGGGCUGGCUGGUACAACCAUUGUUCUGAGUGGCAGCUCCCAUCUGAAGGCCAGCCUCUUCUUCCUGCUCUUGAUAAUACUGGACUGUUUUUCUCUUGAAACAUCCCAGCUUUGUACACAAAACAAAUGAUGAGAAGAGGAAUUUGAGUAGAAUCCACCCACUGACAUUCAGAUCACUCACCUUGUACAUGAUGAUGGUAACAAGAAUCAAAAGUGAAAGUCCAAAUCCAGUUCCCGUGAGUAUUAUGAAUAGUUUAUCAGGCGAAAUGAUGAACUCAACGUGAACUUCAGUCUGUUGACAGAUGAAAAAUGAAGUAUAUAGUAUAUGUAUGUGAUUUAUGAUGAUGAUUACUUGGUGGUAUUUUUUUGUGAGCAAAAUAUGUCCAGCAAAACAUACCAAUUUCUGUGUGGGGUUGUUCUCAUUCCACAUGGCAUCUCUCUUUUCAUGUGACAGUCCUUUAGUCUUUGCAUCACAGUGUGACCAUUUGAACAUCAUUAGCAUAGCAGUAAUGUCAAAAAUGCUACCUGGAGCCAGAUUGAUGUGAACAUACCUCUUGUUCAUGAGAGGAAUCCAGUACAUAUCGUUGUUGGUCGUAAUCAAUGUGGAUCAUGCUUUUGAACUUGACCUCUCCAAUGUCUCCAGUAUAUCUUUUCAGAAAUGCCUUAUUCUGCAAAGUGGGAGUUUUAUCAGUUGCCAGAUUAGCUACAUGUGGCAUAGCUUUUCUGUGUGAGUGCAUGAAGGAAAUUAGUACUUACCUGCGCACGCGCCUCAAGAUUGCUAAAUUGUACAUCUCCAGACAAUACAAACUCGGUGGACGAUGCACUCUCCAGCAUGACAGUGUCACACUCAAUGAUUUUGCAGUGUUUUUCUGGGGAACAAUACUAAAAACGAAGGGAGAAAUCAGUUUGAGUUAACAUCAUUUGUAAAUGGACAACUGUGAGAUUUAUUUGACUUACUUCAGAAUUGAUUGCAGUCAUGUUUUUGCACUGACUUUUGUUCUUGAGAAAAAAGAUACAAUUGAAUAAAGACUAAUGUAAAUGUCAACAUGCAGACAGCUAUCGGUUUUGUGGAACUAUGAAAGUUACCUGAUGUACAAAGACUUGAUAAUUUUCAAAUUCAAAGUUGUAUUGGAGUUUAGUUGGAAAGCUCAGAGACACAUUCACAGGAAAGGCUUUCCAGCCAGGGUUAUCCACCUGCCAAGAGUGAAUGUGCAUUUUUAACAAGGAUGUGGAAGGGAAACUGGUAUCCUGCCGUGACAGCAUCUAUAUGCUAAAAAUACAUUAAACAUUUAAGUUUAACCUCUCACCCGCACCUCUAAAGUGGUCGAGUUGCUAGUAUGAAGUCAUGAUAGUAAAUAUUAACCUCCGGUGUUAGCAGUACUUGUUGCCAUAAUCAACUCAUGUUUAAAUAGAUGUCUACCUCUAGUUAAAUUAUUGGUUUCACCUUAUAUAUAAUAAACAUCUUUUUGGGGCCUGUGUCCUCUUCUGUGAAGUUCA